AUGGGAUCAUUCCUGCCACGAAACGAAUUCCCGGUUGAGGGUCGAACAGUCCUCAUCACAGGUGGUUCUCGCGGGCUAGGCUUAGCAGCUGCAUGUCAACUUGCAGCCAAAGGCGCAAAUGUAGCUAUUGGAGCACGAGAUCCCCAAGUUCUGAAAGAAGCCCUGGCAGAAGUUCAGAAAUCUGCCCGCUCUUCAACCCAGCGCUUUUUCUCACUUACUGCGGACGUGACAAAAGCUACGGAAUGUGCAAGGGUAAUUGCCGAAGUCACUGCAUGGAAUAAUGAUACCCCACCAGAUAUCGUCUGGUGUUGUAGUGGAAGUGCGCAUCCAACCUUGUUUGUCGACACGCCAGUCGAGCAGCUACAAACUAUGAUGGACAGCAAUUACUUUUCCAGUGCUUACAUGGCUCAUGCUACGCUUAAUGCAUGGCUAAGGCCUGCUUUGGACGGCGUUGCCAAGAAGAGUGCCGAGUCAAAGUCAUUGCCAGCUCGACACAUCAUUUUCACUGGCUCCUUCGUUUCUUUAUACAGCUUUGCUGGUUUUACGCCCUACUCGCCGUCCAAGGCUGCAAUUCGAUCUCUAUCCGAUUCUCUAUCACAAGAGAUGAACUUGUACGCUGGUGCACACCCUGAAGAACCUCGCAUCCGCAUACACACAGUCUUCCCAGCUACAAUGCCGACCAACCCCAGUUGA
Fusarium poae is the source of this 693-nucleotide messenger RNA. RefSeq lists its product as uncharacterized. The record is from RefSeq and is a predicted model, not a curated record. Bases 1 to 693 code for a protein of 230 amino acids. Gene Ontology annotation, biological process: sphingolipid biosynthetic process. Gene Ontology annotation, molecular function: 3-dehydrosphinganine reductase activity. The transcript is spliced from 2 exons. NCBI's taxonomy places the organism in Eukaryota, Fungi, Ascomycota, Sordariomycetes, Hypocreales, Nectriaceae. Gene Ontology annotation, cellular component: endoplasmic reticulum membrane.